This is a messenger RNA of Ylistrum balloti, 2991 nucleotides long. RefSeq names its product 4-trimethylaminobutyraldehyde dehydrogenase-like. Bases 103 to 1638 code for a protein of 511 amino acids. Gene Ontology annotation, molecular function: aminobutyraldehyde dehydrogenase (NAD+) activity; 4-trimethylammoniobutyraldehyde dehydrogenase (NAD+) activity. NCBI's taxonomy places the organism in Eukaryota, Metazoa, Mollusca, Bivalvia, Pectinida, Pectinidae. The transcript has 10 exons. The record is from RefSeq and is a predicted model, not a curated record.
GUUUGACAAGAAAUAAAAUCCCCCUGUAAUUUGAGGUAUCCAACACAGAUCCAGAGUAAACACUGUGUGUUCAUCUCGUCUUGACAGUGAACAGCCAGAAAGAUGUUGUCCAUGAAGAGAGCAUUACAAUUUGUUCCACGACGAUAUAUGGCUGUAGUGACUGGCUCGCAUCCACAGGUCACACAGCCUCUCAACUACAUAGGAGGACAAAGAGUGGACCCAGCAAACUCACCAAACACCUUCAAUCUAACAUCUCCUGCUACAGGUGAAGUUCUCCGAACUGUUGGAAAUGCUGGAGGCAAGGAUGUUGAUGAGGCUGUGUCUGUGGCUCAAGAUGCAUUUAAAACCUGGUCAAAGAUGGGAGGCUUUGAACGAGGAGCAAUACUGAAAAAGGCAGCCAAUAUAGUCAGGGAGCGGACAGAGGAGAUGGCUAGGACCGAGGUACUUGACACAGGCAAGCCUAUAUGGGAGGCAAGAUACGACAUCGUAAGCUGUGCCGACACUAUUGACUAUUAUGGUGGGCUGGCUGCAAAAAUUGCAGGAGAGUACCAACAAUUGCCCAAUGGGAGCUUUGCUUACACAAUCAAAGAGCCGCUGGGUGUUGUUGGAGGUAUUGGAGCCUGGAAUUACCCAUUUCAGAUGGCAUCAUGGAAGUCAAGUCCAGCCCUUGCUGCAGGGAACACUAUGGUAUUCAAACCAUCCCCGUUUACACCACUGACCGCUGUGAUGUUGGCAGAAAUCUACACAGAAGCUGGCCUGCCACAUGGCUGUUUUAAUGUUGUCCAGGGUGAAGGAGAAACUGGGGAGUUGCUAAGCAACCACACAGGUGUGUCCAAAAUGACUUUUACUGGCAGUGUUCCAACAGGUAGCAAGAUCAUGGAGGCAUGUGCUAAGCAAAUUCAUCAUGUAACUUUAGAGCUUGGGGGGAAAUCUCCCUGUAUCAUCUUUGAGGACAGUGAUCUGGAUAGUGCAGUGACUGGUGCCAUGUUAGCCAACUUCCUCAACCAAGGACAGGUGUGCUCAAAUGGAACAAGGGUGUUUGUACAAGAAAGUGUCAUGAAACCCUUCUUGGAAAAGUUGGUGGAGCGAACCAAAGCAAUGAAAAUUGGUGAUCCAAAUGACGAAGACACCACUGUCGGUGCUACAAUCAGCCCAGAACAGGCACACAAAACUCUACAGUACAUAGACAUUGGUAAAACAGAGGGAGCUCGCGUUCUGUAUGGAGGUGAACGUGUGACACCUAGCCCUAGUCUAGCUGGUGGCCACUAUAUCCAGCCCUGUAUACUAACUGGUUGCCAAGACAACAUGCGAGUGGUCAGGGAGGAGGUAUUUGGAAGUGUCAUGUCUGUACUCAGCUUUUCAAGUGAUGAAGAGGUCAUUACUCGUGCCAAUGAUUCAGAAUUUGGACUGGCAGGAGGAAUCUUCACAAAUAACUUACAGAGGGCUCACCGAGUGGCAAGCAGUCUGGAAGCGGGCUCUCUCUAUAUCAAUAACUACAAUGUGUAUCCAGCCGGAGUUCCAUUCGGCGGGUACAAGAAGUCAGGCAUCGGACGCGAAAACGGACCAGAAGCAUUGGACUAUUACACACAGAUAAAAUCUGUUUAUGUAGAAAUGGGAUCAGUUGAAGCACCCUUUUGAAGGACUAUGUUAAUAAUGUGUAGCGUGUGACUAACAUUCUGACAGGUGAUAUCAAGGUUAUAUCCAAAGGAAAGCUACCUUAUUAAUCCAGAGCCAGGAUGUAUGUAGGAGGGAACCAACCCCAUGUAAUCUAGUCCUGAACUAGACAGUGACAGAUAUGUGAAAGGGGAAUUAUAAUUCAAAUGAGUACAAGACAUUUGAUAGAGAAAAAUUAAUUCAUGAAGAUACAGAAUAGUUUUUUUUUAAUUUGAUAAAAUUGUUUGUGAAUUUAAAAUUAACUAUUUAACCAGAAAUAAGGAUACAUUAUUAAACAGGCAUUCCACAUCCCACAGGGGGAGGACCUAAUGUAUGAGACAUGGCUAAAAUAGACAGAACAUCCAGUUGUUAAAUUUUCAUUUUAUAAAUCGGUUUUAUUUUCUACAUUUUCAAAUGGAAAAUGAUAAGAAUGGUAAGGGAAUACAAAACAAAAUAGAUCAAUCACCUUAUGGUUUGGAGAAACUGAAAAUAAGACUAUAAAAUGUUGUAGAGAUUGACAGCAUGUUUGAUCUGUAGGGAAAGGAAUUUGGGUGAUCGGGUAAAAAGGGCACAGAGAAAAGUUCAACAAAGGUGUGAAAAUUAUUUAUGAAUAAUACAGGUUAACACUUCAUUGUGUUUCACAAACAGCAUUUAGAAAACAGGGUUAUCCGUGUUGUGAUGAAUGAGUUUUGUCCACUUUGCCAGUACAGGUGUUUGUGAACUCCUGAGAUAUGAAUCCAAGCUGCUCAAAUAUAGGUUGAUAGUGAAAAGUAACUUGGUAUGUAUGUUGAUGUCUUUGAGGAAAUAGUAAACAUUUAUACAUUCCAAACAGUUUUAAGAUGUUGUUGAGCAAAUGUUUGAACAAUAAGGAAUUUUUUCAUAUUUAUGUGUUUAUUGUCUUUAAGAAGUUACACGGAGGGAAUCGAAAUCCAAAACACUUUGAUAAUCUCGGACAUUACUUCUAAUUGACGGGGAUUAAAUCCCUGAACAACUGACAAUCACUCCUGUAAUAUCAGUUGGAUUUGGAUCGUCUCCCAGUCGGUUCCUGCUUGAUAAAAUGCUGAGCUGAACUUCCUUGGCUGAUGUCUCAGUUUACUGUUGUCUCAUAUACAUGUAGUAUUUAGCAUUGGAGUGUUGUUUGUUUACAUCAUGGUAAUGUUGUUUUGACUUCACUGUUUGAGGUUGUUUGUGUUCUAAUAUUGUAUAACUGCCAAGUGAUGUAUUUAUUUACAUGAAGCAAUUUGAUUGAUAUUGUGAGAUCAAGAAAUACAUUGAGAAAUAUUUUAUUUUUAAAUACAUGUAUUGCCAUCAUUAACAAAUAAAUUUUUUUGUAAAUAA